Molecule: messenger RNA, 1470 nt
Organism: Macrosiphum euphorbiae (potato aphid)
Lineage: Eukaryota; Metazoa; Arthropoda; Insecta; Hemiptera; Aphididae
Source: the annotation of a GenBank genome assembly
AUGGCCGAUCUUUUCCGAUUAGUACCUUUCUCUGUGUUCAUUCUCGUUCCAUUCCUCGAGUUUACACUGCCUAUUUUUUUAAAGUUUUUUCCGGGUAUGUUACCAACUACAUUUCAAACAAAGGAUCAGAAGGAAGCAAAACUCAAACAGUCUCUCAAAGUGAAACUCGAAAUGGCCAAAUUUCUUCAAGAAACUUUAGACAGCAUGUCUGUGUGUGGUAAAGGGCACACGAGUGAAUUUGCUCAAGAAUUUGCGGACUUUUUCGCAAAAGUAAGAAAAGAAGGUGUUGUUAUACCAGCUGAUGAAAUGCUCAAGUUUUCAAAGCUGUUCAAAGACGAAAUUACCCUUGACUCACUACCCCGACCACAAUUGGUUGCCCUUUGCCGAGUGCUUGAACUAAAACCGAUUGGGACUUCAAGUGUUUUGAAAUAUAUGUUGACUCUUAAACUUCGAUCAUUAACAGUUGAUGAUAGGAUUAUUCAAAAAGAAGGCGUUGAUUCUCUGACGUUGAGUGAGCUUCAAGAAGCCUGUAAGUCUCGCGGUAUUGGUGCUUAUGGUCUUAAUGAAAACCGCCUGAAACAAGAGCUCACCCAGUGGCUAGACCUAUCACUCAACGAAAGAGUUCCCCCCUUACUACUUCUCCUCUCUAGAGCAUUUAGUCUAACACCUAAUAUUCCAACUAAUGAUUUAUUAAAAAAAGGAAUUUCUGCUUUGCCUAAUUGUGUUGGUGCGUCCACUGAAGCUGAUUUGUGUGAACGUGAUGGUGCUAUAGAUAACAAGGCGAAAUUUAAAGCAAUCGAAGAAGAGGAACGUAAGGCAAAAGAAGAAAUAGAAGAGUGUAUGAGAGAAAGCCUUAAAUGCAAUGUAGUUGAUAAGGCACCUGUUUUAACGGAUUCAACUGGAAGUGAAGGGGAAGUAACAACAUCUAUUUUAAAAAUAUUAGAAUGUGCUCUAGAAAACAUUAGUUCAGAACAAAAAAAACUUAUUGUUGAAAAAUCAGAAAUCUGUGAAUUAAAGGAUGAUAUUAAAUGUUACCAAAAAAAUAGCCAUAAUCUUCAAGAAGUAGAAAAUGAGCAAGUUAGAGAAUCGGAGCCAGCUAAACAAUUAUUUAAGGUACUUAAUAAAAAAAUUAAUGAACUAGAUCAGGCCGUCAAUGAGUUGGAGAAAAUAGAAUUAGUCGGUGCAAAUAUUACUAUUGACGGUGAAUUAAUCAAGAUUGAUGAACUAAUCGCAGUAGUACGAAGAUUAAAAAACGUACCGGAUGAAUGCACAAUACAAAAACUAAUUAAAAUUUUGUCUAAAAUUGAUAGUGAUAAUGAUGGUUCAAUAAGAAUAGAUACUUUGUUGAAGAUACUGCGUUUGAUUAAUAAUGUAAAUAUGAAUUUAUCUGAUAAAACAAUGGAUAUAAUAAUAAAAUUAGUUGUCAAAGAGAAAAAUGAUGGCAAAAGUGGCAAUUCUUGCAGUAAAUAA